Argiope bruennichi is the source of this 1136-nucleotide messenger RNA. RefSeq names its product sulfotransferase ssu-1-like. Gene Ontology annotation, cellular component: cytoplasm. Lineage: Eukaryota; Metazoa; Arthropoda; Arachnida; Araneae; Araneidae. Gene Ontology annotation, biological process: sulfation. The record is from RefSeq and is a predicted model, not a curated record. Gene Ontology annotation, molecular function: sulfotransferase activity.
CGAAAAGCUGUUUUUACACAUCUGAGCCGUAAAGUAUUUUUGAUUGUAUGUCCUGCAUUAAGGAAAAUUUAAACCUCCGUUCUGAGGCAUGUCUACUCCAAGUGAAGAAAAUGUUCAAAAGCCCAAGACUCCCACUUACAAAGAAAUAGAUGGACUUCUGAUUUCAAGCAUAUUUUCAGAGGAGAGUUUCAGAUCUGCUGUAGCAUACAAGCCUAGACCCGGUGACCUGUUCAUCGUCACUUAUCCUAAAUGUGGUACCACAUGGAUGCAGAACUUGGUGGCUUGUAUUUUCAGAGAAGGCAGGCCUUUCACGUCUGGCCUAGAAUUCUUUCUGGAGACCCCUUUCCUGGAGUUGACCGGAGCAGAGGGGGCAGAAAAGAUGAAAAGACCAGGCUCAAUCAAGCUUCAUCUUCCGUUCCAUAAGACACCGUGGUCUCCAGAGGCUAAAUACAUUUUUGUAGCCAGAAAUCCUAAGGACUGCUGCGUUUCUCAUUACCAUCAUACAAAGAACAACUUCGCAUACCUGUUCUCAGAUGGAACAUUCGACGAUUUCUUUGAGGCUUUCAUCAAGGGAGAAGUGGGUUUUGGUGACUACUUUGACACUACGCUUUCUUGGUGGGAGCACAGGAAUGACCCAAAUGUUAUUUUCGUCAUUUAUGAAGAACUUAAGAAGGACACAGUCAACAACGUUUUGAAAAUAGCCGGCUUUAUCGGCUCGGAAUAUAAAAAAAAAACUAGAAAAAGAUGCAAAAAUGCUCCAAGAUGUGAUCCACCACAGCAGCUUCGAAUUCAUGAAUGAACACCUAACAAGCAAAUCAAGGAAGUGCUAACAUUGCCCAAGGAAGAGGUACGGAAUAAUUCAGAUAUUCCAACAGGGCUGAAGUCUUUACUACUCAGAGAUCGGGUCGAAACUUCGAAUAAAGAUACAUCAUCGAAAUUAAUAAGAAAAGGUAUCAUAGGGGAUUGGCGAAAUUAUUUCUCACCGACUCAAAACGCCAGAAUGAAUAAGAAAUUCAGAGAGAAGUUUGCGGGAACAGGUCUUCUGGAUUUGUGGAAGGAUGAUAUGUGAAUGCGUUUUCUUCCUUUCGAGGAAUGAAUUGUAAUUUUGAGAGCAAGAUUUUUGUAAUUGUAUGUGG